AUGUCUACAUCUGUGUCAAAUCCAUCAUCGUCGAUGAAAGACAUUAAUCCAGUAGAAGCUAUGACGUUCGCUAAAUUAUUUCUUAAAGAAAUCAACAAUCAAGAUAUAAAUGAACUUUUGACUGUACAACGCACUAUGCUAGAACAACUUGAUGAAAUGAAUGAGAAACUGGAUGAUAUCAAUAAAUUAUCAGCGAAGCGAGUACUGAAAACACGAUUAAACAAAAAAUAUCCCGAUGCCUUUUCUUCAGUUGCUGAAAUGAAUUUAACUCAACAAAAUUCAUAG
Didymodactylos carnosus is the source of this 285-nucleotide messenger RNA. The record is from the annotation of a GenBank genome assembly. NCBI's taxonomy places the organism in Eukaryota, Metazoa, Rotifera, Eurotatoria, Philodinida, Philodinidae.